Phycodurus eques (leafy seadragon) is the source of this 1550-nucleotide messenger RNA. Its product is annotated as histamine N-methyltransferase-like. Bases 90 to 947 code for a protein of 285 amino acids. The transcript is spliced from 7 exons. Gene Ontology annotation, molecular function: N-methyltransferase activity. The record is from RefSeq and is a predicted model, not a curated record. Lineage: Eukaryota; Metazoa; Chordata; Actinopteri; Syngnathiformes; Syngnathidae.
GUUGGAGAGGUAUGGUCUCGUUCUUAGUUGACUGAUCAAUUCGAGUGACUGACAAAACCUGUGUACGACACUCCAGAGAUUCGAGAAACAUGGCAGCAGAGACCAAGCGCACCGUGUACCAGGGCAGCGAACUCCAAAGUUUUCGCUUCUAUCUUCAACACACGGGCGAACACGCAGCCGUCCUCCACAUUCUCCAGAAGCACUUGCCAGUGGAGUUCCAAAGAAUUGCAGCAGAUAAAAGCAGUCUGGGCGUUCUCGGUGUGGGAAGUGGUGGAGGCGAGCUUGAUGUCGAGAUGCUGUCGCUCCUGCUGUCCACUUUCCCCACUCUUCCCAUCACUGCCGACAUUGUUGAGGGAAGCACUGAAUUAGUUGCCAACUUCAAAGCAUUGGUAGCAAAGACUGAUAACCUUCAGAAGAUACCAUUUACUUGGCAUGUCAUGCUAAGUAAGGAGUACAGAAUGCAAGUCAAAGAUGUGAAGAAAUAUGAUUUCAUUCACAUGAUUCAGAUGAUUUACUUCGUUGACGACCCGACAGAAACCAUCAAAUUUUACCACAGCCUUCUGAAUAAGAACGGCAUGCUUAUGAUCAUUGUGGAAAAAGCCACCGAGGGUUGGGACAUUCUCUGGAGGACUUUCUCAAAGGAGCUGUGCUCUGAGGCCCUCCCCGUGUAUCGGUCAUCCAAAGAGGUCAUCGCCUCCGUGAAGACUCUGGGUCUGAAAUACGAGGAGCAUUCCAUUCCCAACACCUUCGAAAUCACCGAGUGCUUCGAUCCAAACAGCGAGACCGGACAGCGUCUGCUUCGUUUCAUGACAGGCAGCGAUUUCACGUCGUUCACGCCACAAAUAAGAGCCGACAUACUGAACCUUCUCAGGAGCAAGUGUAGCACUGAAAAGGAGGGCAAGAUACAUUUCAACAGUUGUUUGAGCUGCGUAUUUGUUCAUGCUUGAGCCCGUCUCCGGGAGAGAUAAGCAUCAUUAAUCAACUCACUCGAUGAUUAAACUGACCUGUUGUUCAGAACCCCAAUUCUAAUCAAUUUAAAUUGUUCAAUUCAAUCUGUUGAGCUAAACGCAACCAUAUUUUACACAAAAUUAGUACUACCGGAAAAGUUGUAAUUUUUGUGUGUGUAAUCGAAUUGCUCUGUGUCACAAAGCCAGUGAUUUUGGUGUAAAAUCAGCCAAUGUUCUUCAGGACAAUUGUGGUUUAGGUGCUCAUAUAAAGUGGGAACUUUUGCAGUGGGACUCAACCUAAAAUACUCAUUAUCAAAAGUAACUUGUACAAUUAUACAGUGGCUGUAAAGUCUACACACCCCUGUUCAAAUGCCAGGUUUUUGUGAUGUAAACAAAUUAAACCAAGACAUUUUUAAACUUUCCAUGAUUCAUUUGAUCUCUAAGCUAUACAACACAAUUAAUAAAAAAGAUAUAUAUAUUAUCAAGAGGGGAAGUAAAAAUAAACUGAUGUGGUAGCACAAGUGUGCUCACCCUCUAAUAAUUGGGAUGUGGCUGCAUUCAGAAUUGACAAAAUCACAUUCAAACUUAACGUUAAAUGGGAGU